Molecule: messenger RNA, 852 nt
Organism: Penicillium coprophilum
Lineage: Eukaryota; Fungi; Ascomycota; Eurotiomycetes; Eurotiales; Aspergillaceae
Product: Fig1 domain-containing protein
Exons: 4
Coding region: 1-852 (283 amino acids)
Biological process (GO): conjugation with cellular fusion
Cellular component (GO): mating projection tip; membrane
Source: RefSeq, a predicted model, not a curated record
AUGGCCUCAAGGAUCAAAACCAAAAUAGGUCAAUGGAUGCCUAUGAUCGGUUACCAUCAUGUCUUGAUGAUCCUAUCAGUCAUAACAAUUAUUUUGCUAUCCAUUCUACUUGCAGGCUGUUCUGCUUCCAAUAGUCUCAGCAAGGUAUACUUAUUGUCGUUGGAGUAUAAGAAAGAUUAUCCAUUAUCUAAAGCGCCCGGACAAGUGAGCUCAGCUAUUGCGCAUGCGGUUCACAAUGUGUCGCAAGCUCGCAACGGAGAGACUUUUGAAGUGCGAGUGGGAUAUAUGGGCAUCUGUGUGACGCAGAGCCACACAGGACGUAUCUGCUCUUCCAACGCACAGGUGUUGGCAAAUUUGAUCCAGACGCAGAAGUAUGUCAAAAAUGGGAAUACCAGCACAGAAACGAUACCAGAUCCGCUCAAUUUGAUCAUGAUUGCGAACGAGUUCAAGGAGAAGAUUGUAUUCGAUGGGCUGAUAUAUAUUGUGGUGGCCUUGACUUUUAUUUGUAUUCUGCUCCUAUCGACAUUCCCAGGAUGGCAUGAGGAAGUUGAUGACGAGGGCUCAAUGCGUGCGGUGAAACCAUUUCCUAGCAGACCGGUGACGUGGGCUUGUUCACUGAUCAUGGUUACUGGAUUUGGAUUUGGUCUUAUCUCGAUACUGUGGCAGCACAUCAAUAGCAGUGCUACAGCGACAAUGACCGAAAUGCUUACUUAUGGCGCUGUCUCGGGCCAUGUGGGAGGCGUGGCGAUGGCGUUAGGGUGGCUCUCUGUAGGGCUGAUUUCGUUAGUCGCUCUCGGGAUGCUCGUAAUGAUACUGAGUAUACAGUUAAUCAUGAAACUUACGGAGGAGUGA